AUGUAUAAAAUGUUUGACGCCCAGGGACAAGUCAAAUUUCUGACUCGGUGUCGCCGCGGGCCAUCCUGUUUGCUGCCGAUGCUUAUUACAGUAUGCACAGGACUCGACAGCCGGCUAGUGAUGCGCAUUGUGGAAGGCCUCGCCAAUCGCGAAUCUCUCCCUGUCUCGACGCUCGGCGAUGCGAUCGCCUCAGAUCAGCAGGAUGGACUGACGCCAUCGAUGGGCGAUUUCGGAUGA
Molecule: messenger RNA, 237 nt
Organism: Penicillium lagena
Lineage: Eukaryota; Fungi; Ascomycota; Eurotiomycetes; Eurotiales; Aspergillaceae
Exons: 1
Coding region: 1-237 (78 amino acids)
Source: RefSeq, a predicted model, not a curated record